Monopterus albus (swamp eel) is the source of this 3203-nucleotide messenger RNA. RefSeq names its product ras-related protein Rab-3A-like. Lineage: Eukaryota; Metazoa; Chordata; Actinopteri; Synbranchiformes; Synbranchidae. Gene Ontology annotation, molecular function: GTP binding; GTPase activity. The transcript has 7 exons. The coding region runs from base 115 to 1065 and encodes 316 amino acids. The record is from RefSeq and is a predicted model, not a curated record.
UAAGCCCUUAGGCCGAGUUUGUCUCAAGAAGCGCAAGUGCUACUGCAGGUGCAAAGCUGGACAUUGGGCUAGCUGCUGCAGCGACGCCGUAGGGAAAAAAUUACAAAUUUCAAGAUGGCGUCUGCAAAUGCCACAUAUGGACAGAAGGAGUCCUCGGACCAGAACUUUGAUUACAUGUUUAAAAUCCUUAUCAUCGGCAACAGCAGCGUAGGAAAAACUUCCUUUCUUUUCCGCUAUGCAGAUGACUCAUUCACGCCAGCCUUUGUCAGCACGGUGGGCAUCGACUUCAAGGUCAAAACCAUCUACAGGAAUGAUAAGAGGAUAAAGCUGCAGAUUUGGGACACCGCCGGCCAGGAGCGCUACAGGACGAUCACCACAGCCUACUACAGGGGAGCCAUGGGCUUCAUCCUCAUGUAUGACAUCACCAACGAGGAGUCCUUCAUUGCUGUGCAAGACUGGUCGACCCAGAUCAAGACGUACUCAUGGGACAACGCUCAGGUCCUCUUGGUGGGGAACAAAUGUGAUAUGGAGGAUGAACGAGUGGUAGCCACAGAGAGGGGUCAGAACAGCUGGGCCGAAGAAGCUCGAUCAGGAGCGCCCUUUGUGGAAGAACAGCAGCCAAGAAACCACUUGGACACAGAAAGGGGACAGGGAGAAAAGGCUGAGAUACACAAAAGCUGGCAAAGAUUGGAGCCGAAGAAGCUCGAUCAGGAGCGGCCUUUGUGGAAGAACAGCAGCCAAGAAACCACUUGGACACAGAAAGGGGACAGGGAGAAAAGGCUGAGAUACACAAAAGCUGGCAAAGAUUGGACUUCACAGUGGGACAGUAAGUGUAACCGUAGCCUGGCUCUGCCUUUAUCACCCAUCCCGGCAGGUUUCGAGUACUUUGAAGCGAGCGCUAAAGACAACAUUAAUGUGAAGCAGACAUUCGAGCGGCUGGUGGACAUCAUCUGUGAGAGGAUGGCAGAGAGUCUGGACAACAACGACCCAACUGUCACUGGAGCUAAACAGGGGCCACAGCUCAACGAGCAGCCACAGAAAUCCCAUCAGGAUUGUGCUUGCUAAACAUGGCUCCACACACACAAACACAGGUCUGAAAUCUAAGAACAGAUUCUCACUUUUUUCUUCCUUAGUGCACGCAUAAAUAAAUUCCACACAAAAACUGCCGUUACACAGACAACACAGCCUGGCUCUUAGAUUCUCCACCCCUCUCACUGCACCAUGAGUGCUGCUCGUAUGAAUCGGCUUUCCCUGAGUGUGGUGUUUUCACAAAUAGCAUCUUAAUGCUAUAUUCAUUUAGCAUAACAGAAAAUAUGUGAUGGUGCAAGUUUAGUCAGAGGGGUGAAGAACAUUCAGCAGAGGUACAGUCUCAAGUUGUCUUUCUUUUAUACCUACUGUACUAUACACACACAUACACACACACACACACACUACUGUAUCUGUAGAAUUAUACAAGGCCAUCCAAGGCUGAAAUCAUCCCAUCGAAGGAUCCUGUUGUUUUUGUAAUGUUUUUGAGUUGGCUGGGUGUGGUUGUGAGCAUGUGAAGUUACUGCUCCUUCCCACUGUGGUGAUUGAGUUUCUACAGAUUAUUACGGUCCAAGAUGGAAAAUCCAAAACAGGGUCAUUUGAAAGCUUGUGUUUCUUCUAAUUUUAGGCAUGAAAGCCAACAUCAUGCAUAUCGGUUUACUAGUCAAGUAGCUUUAUAGGAUGUGCCACUUCCCAGAUUUAUUUAUUUAUUUGCUUUAUGUAUGUUAGGAGAGCACUGCAUGGUUUGUCCAACUGGGCUCCAGUAGGACGAGUUUUUUUUUUAACUUUAUAUUUUUAAAGACAUUCUAAAAUAAACUGAUAAGAGGUGUUUGUCAUCACAUGAAGAGUGAAUAAAUGUUUAUAAGUCCAUAGAUGUGCAUUUUAAAUGCAUAUAUGAUAUAUAUAUAUCUCAUAUAUAUGUUAUUCAAUCAGAGUCGUACAGGAAAGUGAAUUUCUACCUGUGCUUUCGGGAGAGGUGCAUGUUUUUAGCCAGUGCUGGUUGACUGGGUGGUUAUUUGUAUGAACUGUUGUCUGAAUUUAAACCCCACCUGUCCUACAGUUUCACUACCAGACGUGGCUAAAGGUUUCACAGGCUGAGCCCAUGGCCCCUUCUCGCUGUAUUAGCUUUCAUCCACCACAUAUAAUGCGUAACAUGCACUCACUAGAAAGGCAUGUGAUUCAUUGUGAUCGCUGGUACACCACAGACCUGCCACCUCCAUCAACUUCCAGAUAGUCUCUCAUGUUCUUGUAGAUUAUAUUUUCAUUUUUAUGUUUGGAGGAUUGUGAUGUUUUUAAGCAUGUUAAAUGUCAACUUGUGAGAUUUAUUUCUCUCUCUGAUGCUAAUGGUUUAGGAUUCAUCUGCUCAUGUGUACAGUACAAAACCUUCUGACAGUCGUGCAUUCACAGAUAUGCUGAGGCAUGCAAAAACACCCAAGAUAUUUCAAACUAAUAUAUUUUGUAUUAUUUAUAAGUAUUUAUUUUAGGAUGGAGUUCUUCCUAGAUCAUGGAUUGCAAUCUGCAUUUGACUUUCUGAUGUUCAGUAGCAUUCAGUUGCUUAAAUGGUCUCAGCUUUUAAAUGAUAAUGCAUUUGUGUUUACAGUGGAUACAAAACUUAGGAUGUUUUCUCAAGAAGAAAGUCAAACAUUCCAGUGUGAGAACCUUUUAUCAUGCCCACACAGCUUUGGUGGGAAGUUUGUUUGCCUUUUGAUAUCAGUAAUGUGACUUUUAAGACUCGGUAGUGUAGAAUCAGACUGUUCACACUGAGCAAUAGCAGCUCUUUCCACACCCAAAUAUCAGUGACGUACAACCCUGCUGAAGGUUUGUAACAAAUGUACUGUAUGCGGGUGUGUGAAUGUACAGGUUGUACAAAGGCAAUUGUAAUAAUCGUUCUUUCCAAAGAGGGCUCAACAAUAAGUUUGGAGCCAAAAAGAGCGCUUGAUAGAAUUUUUUUAGACUUGUACUGGCAAACUUGUCUGGUAAUUUUGUGCAGUAGCUUCAAAAAGGGAAAAUGUUUUUGUAAGUAAAGUGAAUACUCUGAACACGUCAUUGAAAUAAAAGACUUGCUGCAUUGGAUGACGUUUCACUUUUUUUUGUUUUGUUUUGCUACUGUAUUAAUUGUGUUUCUGUACGGCUGAUGACUUAGGAUCAUGUACUCAUACUGUUCAAUUCUCCUCUUC